UUCACUCUUUAUAUAUAUCUCUCUUCUUUAACGUUUUCUCUUCAUGAUUCAGUCUUGAGAGAGAAAGAGAUGAAGACGAUGUAUGAGCUUAUCAAGGGAGAAGACAAUCCGAAUUCUAGAAAAACCUACACAGUUAAAGACAUAGAAGGAGGAGGAGGAGGAGGAGAUGCAUCCACAGCUUCAACUUCCAAGAAACAUCAGUCACAGCGCCUCGCGUCGCUUGAUGUUUUUCGCGGUGUUACAGUCGCGACGAUGAUAUUCGUGGACCAUGCCGGCGGUCUAUUUCCGGUGAUCAAUCACUCUCCAUGGAAUGGUAUCACUCUUGCAGAUUUUGUAUUCCCAUUCUUCUUAUUUAUCGUCGGAGUUUCACUUGCACUUGCUUAUAAGAAGCCGGAGCUCCGGUGUACUGCAACAAAGAAGUCAAUUCUUCGGGCAAUGAAGUUAUCAUUACUAGGGUUACUUCUCCAAGGAGGUUACCUUCAUAGGGUUUUUGAUCUUAGCUAUGGGGUCGACUUAACCAAAAUUAGGUUAAUGGGUAUAUUACAACGAAUUGCAAUUGCCUAUUUGGUAUCUGCAUUAUGUGAGAUAUGGCUGAAGAGUAAUGAAGAAGACAUGGAAAAUUCUAGGGCAUCUCAUCUGUUAAGAUAUCGUUUUCAAUGGAUUGUGGCCUUUACCUUAAGUACAAUAUACCUGAUUUUACUAUAUUACCUAUAUGUACCUGAUUGGGAAUUUCAGAUUAAUGAGAAGGGUUCAUUGAAGACAUUUAAAGUGAAUUGUGGAGUUAGGGGUGACACUGGACCUGCUUGCAAUGCCGCCGGGAUGAUCGACCGGAGAUUAUUAGGGAUUCCACAUUUAUAUUCAAAACCAGUAUAUGCUCGAACGGAGCAAUGCAGUAUCAAUUCGCCGGAUUAUGGGCCACUUCCUAGUAAUGCACCUUCAUGGUGUCAAGCUCCAUUUGAUCCAGAAGGUCUGUUAAGCUCAGUAAUGGGGAUUGUUAGUUGCUUAAUUGGGUUACAUUUUGGGCAUAUUAUUGUGCAUUUUAGAGAACACAAGGAGAGGGUUUUAAAUUGGAUGAUACCUGCAUCAAUUCUAGUAGUAUUUGGAUUUAUGUUGAAUCUUUCUGGGAUGCAUUUUAAUAAGGCCCUUUACAGUUUAAGUUACAUGUGUGUAACAACCGGUGUCGCCGGAAUUUUCCUCGCCGGAACUUAUAUGCUAGUGGAUGUUUAUGGGUGGCGGCGGCCAACAAUGGUGAUGGAAUUGUUGGGGAAGCAUGCAUUGUUGAUUUUUAUCCUUGCAGCUAGCAAUGUUGUACCUAUUUUUCUACAAGGGUUUUACUGGAAGAAGCCUGAGAACAACAUUUUGAGAUUAAUAAUUGGGAGUUGAUGAUCAUGACAAGAGAUAUAUAGGGUAGAUUAAGUCAUUGAUUAUUGCCUUUUCCGGCAUUUUCGCCGGAACUUGGUUAUUGAUUCCGGUUGAUCUAUGACUUGGUAGUGAUAUGAUAUGAUUUAAUUUGUACA
Messenger RNA from Macadamia integrifolia, 1517 nucleotides. Its product is annotated as heparan-alpha-glucosaminide N-acetyltransferase-like. The transcript has a single exon. Lineage: Eukaryota; Viridiplantae; Streptophyta; Magnoliopsida; Proteales; Proteaceae. The coding region runs from base 70 to 1383 and encodes 437 amino acids. The record is from RefSeq and is a predicted model, not a curated record.